AACCAUGUUUCUCCGCGUUUGGAUAUCAGUGCAUUAAUGUGACCGGAUCAAUGUUCUCCCUUCUGAGUAGAGUGUUCGCCCGUUCGCGACAUCGGAAGACGGCAAACAGCUCCAGCGGUGGCAGCGGCGGUAACGAGGGCUCAGACGGCUUUGAUCCAUAUCGAUCGUGGUCGCCGCUCACUGAAGAGGGUUACGCCGAGAAGAAACUUCGUUUGCUCCGAGAAGCAGCCUCCGUGCCCAUGGAGCGAUGGCGAGCCCCGACCGUUUUAGCCUGGUUAGAGGUGGCUCUCGGGAUGCCGCAGUAUGGUCCACGAUGUGCUGAGAAUGUCAAUCGGGCAAAGGUUCUACUUGAACUAAGCGACGCCGAACUGGAGGCCGGUUUAGGCGUAACUCACCCGCUUCAUCGAAAGAAACUGCGUCUGGCUAUCGAGGAACAUCGACAUCCGAGUCACGUUCGAUAUCCCUGUAUCGCUCAGCUCGGUCACACCUGGGUGAGCUCCGAAUGGCUGCCAGAUCUUGGCCUGGCCCAGUACUCGGAGAGUUUCGCCACUAAUAUGGUGGACGCCCGUAUGCUGGACCAUCUGAGCAAGAAAGAGCUUGAGAAACUACUCGGUGUCACGAGGAAAUUUCAUCAGGCCAGCAUAGUUCAUGGAAUUCAUCUGCUGCGGAUGCUGAACUAUGAUCGACAGGCUCUCGCUGUCAGGAGACAUCAAUGCGAACAGGUUGACACGGAUCCUUUGGUCUGGACGAAUCAAAGGUUCAUUCGGUGGGCGAGGAAUAUCGAUCUCACGGAAUAUGCUGAGAAUUUGAAAGACUCGGGUGUACACGGUGCUCUGGUUGUAUUGGAGCCGUCGUUCACCGGCGACACCAUGGCCACCGCCUUGGGUAUACCGCGAAGCCAACAGAUUAGACGACACCUUACCGCCGAAUUAGAAGCGCUCGUUCUGCCAGCAAGAAGUCAACUGGAAGUGGUCCCGAGGAACAGCACCGGCGGGGGUGGCCGUCCGAUGAGCACCGCGAGCGCGGGCGGUAGUCUUGGUCGUGGGAGCAGAGCGCUACACCUACAGCAUCACCAGAGCUCGCUGUCGGCCCUCCACAUGACGGCGAACCACACCGGCACCGUCGACAGACGCAGAUCCAGCCUCAGGACCUGCAGUCUUCUUUACUUGAAAAAGUUGUCGUGGAGGAGCUCACAGGGAUCCCUGAGCAGGGCGUUCGGCCUACGGCCUAGAAGCGAGAAGGCGUCACCGUCAUCGUCCUCGGACACCGGAAGCCUCGCCAGCCAAUGCCAGUACAUGAGCAGCAGCGUCCGCAGCAACUCGCCGCCGCCGCCGCAGCUUCCGCCGCGACCGAUGUCGACCGGAAGCGGUAAACGGCAUCGGCGCGUGAAAAGCAUCGGCGACAUCGAGUACAUAAGCUCGGCCGCGGUGAGCACCCCGGUCUGACAGGAGGGUAGGCCCCAACAUUCGGGGCCUUACCGCAGUCUGAGCGAACGCGGUUAUUCCUCCUCCUCGUACUCCUCAUCUCAGUACGGCUCUUACUCGGGCUACAGCAACGUUCUGACGGGCGGCGAUCAGUACCAGCAAUAUCAGCAGCAGUCCAGCGGCAAUUAUUAUCAUCAGCUGCAGGGCGGCUACUACUCGCCGCAGAGCUCCGGGCCUCCUUUCCCGGGUGUGCAGAGAUACGGCAGCCUGGCCGAGGAGGCAUGGUCAUCGUGCUCCACCAAGGGAGACGGCCCGGCGGGUGUGUCGAAGUCUAAUCCCAGGACUUACUUAGCUUAGCUUCUCGCCGCAAUGGGGGCUUGUUGAGCGGACGUUAUUCGUCCGAGAGUAACACCACCGCGUCUACCACGAUGGUGCGCUGAUGUAGUAUCCUCGAAAAAAAUGCGCGUCCUUGUUUUAGGUCUACUUUAUUUUUUGUUCCCCCCUCGUUGGAUUCUCGAUAAUUCAGUGAACAGCUUAUGGCUAGAGAAAAUCGCAAGGAUUAUCAUAUCGCGCUCUUCUCAGUGAUGUUAAUCAGCGCGCGAUUUCGCAUAUUUCAAAUAUGACUUGCUUGUAUCAUCCCGUACCUACACGGCUCAAAUUAUCAACAAGCUACUAAGAAUAUAUCGCUAAAUUUAAGAUCCUGAGCUUCUGAUAUUUCAUGUAAGAAUUUUGGUGUAAGAAUGUUAUCGAGGUGACCUGAUUGAAUUUAUAAUUAAUUUGGUAAGAGAAUUAUUGACGCGAUAAUCCCGAUAAUCGUUGGAUAAUCGCUAUCGUCACAGUAAAUCGAAAUGAUCACACAAACUUGUUAAUAACAGUAAUAGACAAUACGUUAGCUGGACAAUGGACUACGAAAAUACAAACAAGUUUUACGCACUUUACGAUACGAUUAUCCCUAUAGUCCUAUUGGAUGAGUAAAUGUUGAUGUCAGUUAUCUCAGAGUUAUUCUCAAUUACAAAGUAAUUAUACGUCGUACAAAUACUAGGCAGCAUAUCGUGAUGUUAAGAGGCAUAAAAGAGUCUGACCAAAUUUUAUGAACACAUCGAGCUACCGACCGACAUAUACAUAUAUACAUAUAUCUGAUGAAAAUAAAUAAGAUAUAAAAGAGUAUAACUAUGAUUGAAUUACGAAUUAUUACAGAUAAGAUUAUAAAUAAGCGAAGUAAUAAUAAAAAUUUUUCAGUUUAAUCAAUACGUAUACUACGCGUGACAAUAUCUCACACAAACCGUUUGCCAGUAUAAUUUUUUAUUGCUAUCAUUGUGCGAAUGAUCUUCUUUCAACAAUUAAAGGAUUUUUUUAUUAAAAAAACAAGUCUAAGAAAUUGAAUUUUUAGAAACUGAAAAACUUAUCUUUAAACAUUUAUUCUAUAAAUGUGAUAAUUUUUCUUUAGAUAUAUAAUAGAUACAAAAAUAAAAUUUUAGCCUUUGAUUAAUACUUUGAGGAAUCAUUAAAAAACGAAUAAAGAACUUUUAGGCCUAUUUAGUUCUUGUAGAAAUUUUAUGUUUUACUUCACUUAUAUUAUACUAUUAUAAUAUUAAUUUAUAUAUAUUUAUAUCUCUCGUUUUCUAUUUGAUUCUUCCUGGAACAAAAUUGUUCUUGAUGUUGCCCUACUAAUAGAGAAUGAUUUGACGCUAUAAUCCAGAUUAAAAAAAAUAAACUUGUUUUGUUUUUGUAAAAAAUCCUUCAAUUAUGAUUUAGAUCGUAAAUUCAUUCCGGUAUGUAAGCUAGCACGAAAGAAUUGUAUCGUGAGUAUCGUUAAAGAAUAUUUUCGCUUAUAAACCGAUCUCUAUGAACGAAUGACAAACUUUAUGUGCUCAGCUGGCUGAAAAGUGAACAGCAACAGCGAAUUUUCAAUAUCUCUCGUGUACAUAUAUGAAUUUAAUACGUUUAUCUGUAAUUUUACAUUAUUUUCUAUCGAUGUGUACGUAUAUGAGUUUCCUAUAUACGAGUACACUUAACUAGAAACUAUCGGAUAGGCUUGAAACAUCAUCAUAGAUUUGUUUUUUUAUUGCUGCAUUGGACUGCACUAUGACUUCCCUUCUCAUUUUCCCUAAAUUUCAAACAAAUAUUUAUUUUAUUUUUAAUUCUAGAAACUGUAUAUCAGUUUAGUUAUAAAAAGACAAAUCUAUUGAUUCAAGCUGAAUACCGUGAAAUUAUAAUAAAUAAUGAACGGAAUCGCCUCACGAAGACGCCCAAGUCUUCCACUAUAUUCCAUUAUAUUUUACAGCGUGGUGAGAUUGAAUAUAUCCCGUUUUUCAUUAAUCUUAAACCAAAAGAAAGUAUCGGGAGAUUCAAUUACUGCUGCGAAUUUUUUAUUUAUCGCAUUGGCACACGAGAAUUUUCUAAGUACCUAACUUUAUCCUGCAAUCUAUUAUACUUAUGAAAAGUUUAAAAAGAACUGUUCCCAAACGAUUACAAUUACAAAUAAUUUUUUAUUACAUAUCUUGUACAAUUAAUUAAUUGCACGGCCAUCGCAACAUACGCUCCGAUAGACAGGAAACAUAAAUGAAGCGAAUCGCCACACAAUUUAAUCUAAGUGCCAGAAGGAUCGAGUGCACCGUAAUUUGGCGCACUGCCGCGAAGCGUACCGUACGUUCGGCCCGUUGUAUUAUUAUACUAAUACGUACAAUCUUCCCCAGUGUUCGUAUAUUACGGUUGCGUGGUCGCAAAAAAAAGAAAGACGAUAUUUUGCAAAUAAUGCACAUAUUUAUAACGUGAUAUUUAUUCGUAGAUUAUAAUCAUUUCUUGAUAUUUACGUGGUACCCGCGUGUUCUGUCGUCAAACUAUUUUACUUCUGCAAUCGGGAAACGAUCAGGACCAUAUAAUAUAUAUAUAUAAUAUAUAUUUUAUUGCCGGACUAGUAUUACCGUCGUUUUGCGAGGCGGAAACGACGAAUUAAUACGCUAGCUAUCGUGACAUUCGUGUACCUAAGUGAUUUAUUUAUAUAAAUUAAUUUAGGUCUCUAAUUUAUUUGUAUACAAUAUUAAUUAUUGCGCAACGCGGCCAAUACCUCGCUUUAAAGCGACAUAUCGAUAAGUACAUGUUCGCUUAUUGUAUAUUGGUCGCAGCGCGCGAUCACACAUUUCAAUACAAACCGUUGUAAAUGUGCUCAGUAACGUCUGUAUAUAUUUGUGUGAACUGUAUCUAAAUACGGAAAAAAAUUAAAUAAACGAUUGCCUUUACUUUUGCGCAACGAA
This is a messenger RNA of Monomorium pharaonis (pharaoh ant), 4678 nucleotides long. Its product is annotated as kazrin-like. The record is from RefSeq and is a predicted model, not a curated record. Gene Ontology annotation, molecular function: protein binding. Lineage: Eukaryota; Metazoa; Arthropoda; Insecta; Hymenoptera; Formicidae.